This is a messenger RNA of Pieris macdunnoughi, 3414 nucleotides long. NCBI's taxonomy places the organism in Eukaryota, Metazoa, Arthropoda, Insecta, Lepidoptera, Pieridae. The record is from the annotation of a GenBank genome assembly.
AUGAAUUCUGUUACUGUACUAUGUAUGUUAAUGUUAAGUGCAAAUCUAUGCUUUGCAAAUGAUAUCUUAGGAUGUGGAGGAUUCGUUAAAAGUCACGUAGUUUUAGACUUAUCUAAUAUUGAAAUUGGACUGUAUACCAAAGAAGGAAUUUUGGUAGAAAAAACAGAAUGUGCACCCACAAAUGGGUACUAUUUUGUACCACUAUAUGAAAAAGGAGAUUACGUGUUAAAAGUUCAUCCUCCAGCUGGUUGGAGCUUUGAUCCAUCUGAAGUAGAAUUAUCAGUUGAUGGAGAAACAGACCAAUGUUCAAAAGGCCAGGAUGUAAACUUUUCUUUCAAUGGUUUUGGCAUUACGGGUAAAGUAAUCACUGCAGGCAAAGAGUCUGGUCCCAGUGGUAUAUCUGUACAGUUAGUAAAUGAUAAAGGUGAAAUAAGAAACACAGUUACCAGCUCUGGUGGAGAAUUUCACUUCACCCCAGUAAUACCUGGCAAAUAUGUGUUAAAAGCUUCCCAUAGCAGAUGGAAACUAGAGCCAGCCCAAGCUAAUGUGGAUGUAAAAGAAGGCAACACAGUUCUGCCAGUUGGAGUACUAGCAGUGAAAGGCUAUGAUGUCACGGGUUCUAUUUUAUCUUUUGGUAACCCUAUGCCUGGUGUUCACGUACUCUUGUAUUCUAAAGAGGAAAACCCUAAAUUCAGAGUGGAAGGUUGUAAAACGGCUUUACUCCAAGGUGUUCCAGAUUCACCGAUAUGUUAUUCUAUAACUGAUCAAUUAGGAGAAUUCAGCUUUGGGCUGGUGCCAGCUGGGCAAUAUAAACUGUUAGCAAUGAGCAAGUCUCCAGGGCAAGCUUCUAUAACUUACAAUAUCAAACCGGAAAGUGUUUCAUUUGAUGUUAUUCAUGACAGUCAAUACAUCAAGAGUGCAUUUGAAGUUACAGGAUUCACAGUCGUAGGGUCUGUCAUAGCCGCAAAAGGAGGUAAAUCAAUGCCUGGAGCUCGUGUGUCUGUGAAUGGUCAAGCUGUAGGGACAACGGACUCUGCUGGCAAAUUCACACUUACCUCAAUGACUCCUGGUGUUUAUACUGUCACUUUGCAACAUGAGCAUUGUGAGUGGGAGCCCCUCGAAGUGGUAGUGACGUCGAGCGGUGUGAGUGGUAGUGUUCAGGCGGUGGUGUCCCGUUGGCGAGUUUGCGGUUCCAUCGCCCCCGCCCCCACUCCCCCCCGCACUGUCACUCUGCGCUCCACGGCCACCACUGUACUCGUUUCUAGCGAUGCUGAUGGCAAGUGGUGUACGUUUCUACCGACAGGCACGUACACGGCGCGCGUAGACGUCUCCGAACAAGAGCAUAGAGAUGGGUUACAAUUCUACCCAGAAUGGCUGCAAGUGGCGGUGGAGGGCGAAGCCGUGUCGGGCGUGUCGUUCUCUCAGCUGCGAGCGCAGGUGACGGGUCGGGCGCUGUGCGGCGACGACUGCAAGGGGCUCCGAGCCGCCCUGCGAGCGCUGGCCCCCGACGGCCGCUACCUCGGGAAACCCACCCACGUGCCCAUCGAGGAGGACGGCUCGUACUCGUUCUCGGAAGUGCUCCCGGGCAGCGUGGAGGUGUCGGUGGAGGGCUCCGUGGUGUGCUGGCAAGACUCGGCGCACAACGUGGCCGUGGUGUCCGCUCAGGCGGCCGUGCCCGACUUCGUCAUGAGCGGCUUGGUGCUCAGGGUGCACAGCUCGCACGACAUCGAGGUGGAAUACAAAAGCGGAGACGUCCAGGGUGUGAUCUCGGUCCCGGCCGGGCCGAGUGAGCAAUGUCUGCCUCGUGCCCGCUCUUACGAGUUAACGCCGCGCGGUUGCCACAAAGUGGAACCUGCGCAAGCGACUGUCACCUUCCAACGGAGCCAAGUACCUUCCGUAGAGUUCUCGGCCCGUUCUCACUCGGCCACGGUGCGCGUCAUAUCUCCGAAGGCGGCCGAUCUGACGCUUCGGCUCGAGACUGACGCAGAAGCCGCGAUCGUCAAACCGGCUCACACCAAAACUGACGCCGGACACGUCUACGAACACACCCUGUAUUUGGCUCAGGGUGAAGUGGUGACCGUGGUGCCCCAGUCGAGCGAUCUGCUCUUCACCCCGAGCGAGGAACGCCUGGUGGGCUCCGGCCGAUGUGAAGUGGCCCUCACGGUCCGGGCUGCGCCCGCGCUUACCGUUUCCGGUCGCAUCGACCCACCCGUGGCUCAGGUCACUGUCACUCUCGCUUCCGAUGACAUAAAGUUGACCCAAGUAACGAAAGAGGACGGCGUGUACAGUUUCGGUCCGUUGGCGGCGGACAAGCGAUACAGUGUUAGCGCCGAAAAGGACUCCUAUUCGUUCGGCGAGGCCGACGCGAAGGGAAUCAUCGCCGCACACAAAUUGGCCGAAAUACAAGUGCUAUUGAUCGAUGACGCCGACGAGACCCCACUCGAGGGGGCGCUAGUGUCCGUGUCCGGAGGGUCGUACCGUCGCAACGUGGCCAGUGGUCCUUCGGGCCGGAUCGCGUUCGGCUCUCUGCCCGCGGCGCAGUACUACGUCAAGGCCAACAUGAAGGAGUACCGCUUCACCCCUCCUCAUCACAUCCUCACCGUUAUCGAUCAGCCGCAGAUGCAGACUUCGCAGUUGGUGUUCAGAGGUUCCCGUGUGGCAUGGUCGGUGUCGGGUCGCGUGGUGUCGUUGGGCGGGGCAGGCGCCGGGGGCGUGGCCAUCAGGGCGAAGGCCACCGAGGCGUCGUCGCGGUGCCUCUCGCAGGACGCCACGGCCUCCGACUCCGGGGACUUCAGGAUCCGGGGGCUGGUCCCGUCGUGCGUGUACGUCCUAGAGCUGAAGGACUCCGCGUCGCCUGACCUCGCGGGGACCAAACUAGUGCGCGCUCAUCCGCCCAUAGAGGUUCACGGCAAAGACAUAGAGAACGUGCGACUGAUCGUGAUGCAACCGACGCAGUUGACGGACGCGAGCGUACUCGUGCACGCGGACUUCGAGCACUAUCGCACUCUGAAGCUCACGCUGGCUUUGGACAACACCAAGCAACCCAUUUACUCCACUAAGGUCGAUCCCUCGGGAUAUAGUGCGUCCUCCAACCCGGGCGUGAUGUUCGUGCUGCCUCGUCUCCAAGCCGACAACAAGUCGUACGUGGUGAACGUGGAGUCUUCGCUCUCCAAAGGCACGCACUCGUACGAGGAGCCGGCCGUCUACUUCUUCUCGGACGGGAAAUACAAACAUUUCGACAUACAUUUCGUGGCCAAGGUGAAAUCGUCGGAACAAGAGCUCCGCGCCAGCUCCUUCCUACUGGUUCCGCUGCUCCUCGCUCUGGUGGCCGCGUACUUCCAUCGCGACAAGAUCUUGGCCAAGAUCAAAGCCGACUACGCCACGAAGAAGCUGCCCAGGAAGAAGGCCCAGUGA